UCCUCUCCAGACGGCGCCGACAGCCUGUGGGAGCCGCAGCUGUGUCAGCAGCCGGGAGAGAGGGAGAGGCCCUGCCGCACUGCUAUCUGCUCGCACGCCUGCACCCCUGCACCCACCCCCCCCCCCCACUCACAUCCCCGUCCCCGGCAUGUCGGCUCUGGAGUGGUACGCGCACAAGUCCCUGGGCGACGGCAUCUUCUGGAUCCAGGAGCGCUUCUUCGAGUCCGGCAACCGCGCUAACAUCUGGCUGGUGCGCGGCACGGAGCAGGACGUGGUGAUCGACACCGGGCUGGGGCUUCGAAGCCUGCCCGAGUACCUGUACUCGGCCGGCCUCCUGCAGGACCCGGACAAAGGAGAGGACUUGGUGCGGCGGCCGCUGCUGGCCGUGGCCACCCACGUCCACUUUGACCACGCCGGCGGGCUCUACCAGUUUGACCAGGUAGCGGUGCACCGGGCCGAGGCGGACGCCCUGGCCCGCGGGGACAACUUUGAGACUGCGACCUGGCUGUCGGAGAGCGAGGUGGUGCGGGCUCCAAGCCCCGGCUGGAACGCCAGGCAGUUUCGAGUGCAGGCGGUGCAGCCCACCCACAUCCUGCAGGAGGGGGAUGUGAUCAGCCUUGGUGACAGACAGCUGACUGUUAUGCACAUGCCUGGUCACUCCAGGGGAAGCAUCUGCUUACUGGACAAAGAUCGGAAGAUUCUGUUCAGUGGAGAUGUUGUAUAUGAUGGAGCAAUGAUUGACUGGCUUCCAUACAGCCGAAUCAAUGAUUAUAUUGUUACCUGUGAGCGUCUGAUAGAAUUGGUGGACAGCGGUGUGGUAGAGAAGGUGCUUCCUGGGCACUUCAACACCUUUGGAGCUGAAAGGCUGUAUCGCUUGGCUUCCAACUAUAUUUCGAAAGCUGGUUUGUGUCACAAAGUUUCAACCUGCGCCAUGAGAUCCCUUGCAAGUUUAGCUCUGCGUGUAACCACCUCUAGGACCCCAUCCUAGUUUGUAUGUAUUGGUUUUAUCAUGUAAUUGAUACUUUUAAAACCAAGCAGUUUUGUGGUUAAAAUAAUUGAUUGUGAUUGUUUCAAGAAGUGCUUUCUCAAUAUUGGGGGGGGGGGGGGCAGAUUUGAGAAGGAAUAAGCCAAAAGAGGGAGAUUUCUUAUUUUAACUUAUUUACUUUCCACCAAAUAAUUAUAGUAAGCCUCUGAAAGAAGCUAAUAGCUUGCCAAAGCUGUUGCCUUUUAAAUGUUUGUGGGUUUUUGUUUUGUUUUGUUUUUGGUCAUUGAAACUGUGGGAUGGUUGCAUGGGGAAGGCAUUUUGGAGAAAAGGAAAGAAGAGUUAUCCAUACCUGCUUUGGGAAACUCUCGUUUGAUUUCUUAUGUGCAUUAAAGUAAGUUUUGGGUUUUUUUUUUGUGCCCCAACCCUGAUGUUUUCAGUAUUGUAUUUAAAAUGAAAGAUGAAACUUCUUCAGUUUAAAAUCCAUUUGAACUCAAUGUGAAACAUAUAAUAUAGCUAUUUCUUUGAACCCUAAACAUUUCACUACUGUAGGGACUGGAUUCAUGUGUGCCAUGAUUUAUUUAUUCUUUGUGUAACUUAUUAAUGAAAUAGUCACUGUCUGUGGUGUGUUUAUUUUAUUUAUUUAAAAAUAGUAAAGUGCAUUUGGGUUUGAUGCAAGGCUUUAUAAAACAAAUGCUUCAUUAUAAAGGCUGAAAACAUAUUUACAGUGGAGGUGUUGUAUUUUGCAAAUAGUGAAGUUUUAAGUGUGUGUAUUUAACUGCAAAUGUUUAGAUUUCUUGAAAGGACACCGUCAGGCAUACUUAAAAAUAUAUAUGAUUUGAAAUAUUUUCUUCUGGUUUGGAAGGAAAAGUGAAAACAGGUCUCUAGAGCAUUCUGUCUUUGGUCAACACUUCCUAUGAGAUCAACUUUGGGACUCUUAAAAAAUUUGUAUAAUCUUGACACAAGUAUUUUACUUGGUCCUUUGUCCUAUGUUGCAUUAAAGUGCUUACUAAAUUAAUUUCAUGGUGUAAAUUAGAUAGUAAUCUUUCCCUGAUUCACAGAACUGAUUCUUGUCUGAUGGAUUUUGAACCACCUACAACCUUUGGCUGAAAUGGAAAGAUCUCAUUUUCACCAUCUACUCCAAACAAAAGCUAGACUAGUAUUUACUGAUGCAUAUUGGUUUGGCAUAUGGGGGUGUGUGUGUGUGUGUGUGUGUGUGUGUGUGUGUGUG
Vombatus ursinus (common wombat) is the source of this 2213-nucleotide messenger RNA. RefSeq names its product metallo-beta-lactamase domain containing 2 (gene MBLAC2). The transcript has 2 exons. Lineage: Eukaryota; Metazoa; Chordata; Mammalia; Diprotodontia; Vombatidae. The record is from RefSeq and is a predicted model, not a curated record. Bases 149 to 988 code for a protein of 279 amino acids.